Panthera uncia (snow leopard) is the source of this 1031-nucleotide messenger RNA. Its product is annotated as keratin-associated protein 4-12-like. The record is from RefSeq and is a predicted model, not a curated record. Lineage: Eukaryota; Metazoa; Chordata; Mammalia; Carnivora; Felidae. The transcript is spliced from 5 exons. Gene Ontology annotation, cellular component: keratin filament.
ACAGGAAGGAGCACUAGAAUCUGAGAAACUCACCUCUGAACAGGACCUGCCCACCCUCUACCCCUGACACCAUGACCCACUCAUGUUCCUUCUCUUGCUCCCAGCCUACCUUCUGCAGGACCACCUGCUGUGUAUCCAGUGGCUGUGGGUCCAGCUGCUGCCAGCCUUGCUGCUGCCCCAGUUGCUGCUCCCACUCGUGUUGCUCCCCUUGCUGCCAGCCUACAUGCUGCAGGACCACCUGCUGCCAGCCCACAUGCUGUGGGUCCAGCUUCUGCCAGCCUUGCUGUUGUGGGUCGAACUGCUGCCAGCCUUGCUGCUGCCCAACUUGCUGUCAUACCACCUGCUGCAGGACCAGCUGCUGCAGGACCAGCUGCUGCCAGCCCAGCUGCUGUGGGUCCAGCGGCUGUGCACAAAACUGCUGUGGGUCUAGCGGCUGUGGGUCCAGCUGCUGCCAGCCCUGCUGCCAGCCUACGUGCUGCAGGACCACCUGCUGCCAGACCACAUGCUGCCAGCCAACAUGUGUGACUUCCUGCUGCCAGACCACAUGCUGUGGGUCCAGCGGCUGUGGACCCACCUGCUGUAGAACCACCUGCUGCCACCCUUGCUGUGUGUCCAGCUGCUGCCAUCCUUCCUGCUGCCGCCACUCGUGCUGCUCCCCUUGCUGCCGGAUCACUUGCUUCCACCCCACGUGCCAUUAGCCUAGUGGCUGUGGGUCCAGCUGCUGCCAGCCUUGCUGCCACCCAACUUGCUGUCAAACCACCUGCUGCCAGCCCAGCUGUGGGCCCAACAGCUGUGGACAAACCUGUAGUGGGUAGAGCUACUGUGGGUCCAGCAGCUGCGGCCCAAUUUUCUGUCAAACCACCUGCUGGAGGACCACCUGCUGUCAGCCCCGUGGCUGUGGGUCCAACUGUUGCCAGCCCAGCUGCUGCCAGCCCUGCUGCUGCCCAACCCAUUGCCACACUACCUGCUGUAGGACCACCUGCUUCCACACUUGCUGUGUGUCCAGCUGCUGCCAACCUUUCUACUGUUGA